This is a messenger RNA of Paramormyrops kingsleyae, 2542 nucleotides long. It is a transcript of the gene mylipa, whose product is annotated as myosin regulatory light chain interacting protein a. The record is from RefSeq and is a predicted model, not a curated record. Gene Ontology annotation, molecular function: ubiquitin-protein transferase activity. Gene Ontology annotation, cellular component: cytoskeleton. Lineage: Eukaryota; Metazoa; Chordata; Actinopteri; Osteoglossiformes; Mormyridae. Gene Ontology annotation, biological process: ubiquitin-dependent protein catabolic process.
AGGCGCCACAUAGCCGGUGGCCGGCGCGUCGUCAUUGGCUGCCGGGUGACGUUAUCGGUGGAGGCAGUGCGCUGAAAUACAGCUGAGAGCGCAGACAGGACUGGGCUCCGCGAGUGACUGAGAGCUUCAUGUAGGGCGGCGGGAAAAGCGGCCCUGCUGGUUUUUAUUUUAUGUUUGUUGUUUUUUUCUUUGAAGAAAGACGAGACCAAAGAUUCUGCGGCGUCGCCGAAACGGGAAAAUGAUCUGCCAUAUUACCCGUCCCGAUUCGGUGGUGAUGGAGGUGGAGGUUGAUACCAAAGCAAACGGCGAAGACUGUCUGAAUAAGGUAUGUAGGAAGCUGGGAAUAAUAGAAGUGGAUUACUUCGGACUGCAGUAUUCCGGCUGUAAAGGAGAGAGCCUGUGGCUGAAUCUCCGAAACAGGAUCUCGCAGCAGGUGGACAGUGUCUCUCCUUGCAGACUCAAGCUGCGAGUCAAGUACUUUGUGGAGCCCCAUCUCAUCCUGCAGGAGCAGACCAGGCACCUGUUCUUCAUGCACAUCAAGGAGGACCUUCAGAACGGGCAUCUGCGGAUGAGCCCGGAGCAGGCGGAGAUGCUGAGCGCGCUGCUGGCCCAGGUCGAGUUCGGGGACUACAACCAGAACACUGCCAAGUACUGGUACUGCGAGCUCUGCGGGCGGGAGCCUGGCGCUGCUGCCAUCGAGAGCAUCAUUUCCAAGCACAAGGCCCUGGCGGGACUGAGUGCACAGGCGGUGCAGUACCAGGCCCUGCAGCUAGUCUCCACGCUGGAGCACUACGGGGUAGAAUGGCACUGGGCGCGGGACGCCACGGGCCAGAAGCUGGCUGUCGGCAUCGGCCCAGAGGGCAUCUCCGUCUGCGGGGAUGACCUGACUCUCAUCAACAGGAUCGCCUAUCCGGUUAUCCAGAUAGCGACCCAGUCAGGAAAGAGCGUCUACCUGACGGUGACCAAGGAGUCUGGCGACAGCGUGGUGCUGCUCUUCAAGCUGAUCAGUAGCCGGGCGGCCAGCGGACUCUACCGGGCCAUCACCGAGACACACGCCUUCUACCGGUGUGACACGGUGACCAACGCUGUCAUGAUGCAGUACAGCCGCGACUUCAAGGGCCAUCUGGCGUCCCUGUUCCUCAACGAGAAUGUCAACCUGGGCAAGAAAUACGUCUUCGAUAUCCGGCGCACCUCCAAAGAGGUGUAUGACCACGCGCGCCGCGUGCUCUACAAUGCCGGCCUGGUGGACCUGGUGGUGCGUGCCGGACAGUACGCGCCCCCCCACUCGCCACUCGGGGCCCCCGCCACUCAGGGCGAGCCCGACUGCGGCAGCUGCCCGCAGAGCCGCGCCCUGCUGGAGAGGCUGGAGAGGCUGCGGGAGGCGCUGUUGUGCACGCUCUGCUGUGAAGGGGAGACUGACACUGCCUUCUGCCCCUGUGGUCACAUGGUCUGCUGCCAGGGCUGCGCAGCCCAGCUGCAGUCAUGCCCAGUGUGCCGGGCGAGAGUGGAGCGUGCACAACAUGUCUACCUGCCUACCUGCGCCAGUUUGUUUAGCCUGGCGGGGACAGACGUCACUCCUCCUCCCAUCCACCAGGGGGUGCCCCCUCUCGGUUGCUCCAGUGAAUUCGACCCAGAGAUGUGCCGCACGUGAAGGUCGGCCCUUCCCGGCCAAACACCACAGACUUCAACCAGCCGUCACUGAGAUAUGUUUUAAGAUCCUCUGACAAUCUGUGUAUUUUAAAUAUUUACUUUAAAUAUAUAUAUAUUUUUUUUUAACCGAAGUGAAUCAAUUGACCUGAGGAGCGCUAUCUACAACAUGUCUCUGCUGUUUUUUUCCUAAUCCAGUGAAAGUCAGACAAAUGUAAAUUCUAUGUAUUUGCCAGUUUUACUUUAUUUUAAUGCUUAUUUAAAUUUACGUUUUAAAUCCUCUUCCAGUUUAUUAUAGUGAACAUGCAAUAAGUUCUAUGGUUCUGCUCCCAUGCACUUACACUGACGAGCAAUGAGCGUCCAGUCCCGGCACUGUCCCCGAACCAUGUGACCCCGGCCAUGUCUGAUAGGAGCAGCCUAUCUCCGUCAAACUGGCCUAGCAGGCUCCCGGCGGUAUCUCGGUGAAAGGGGGAUGCCUUAUCACACUGGUGAUACGGCGAAAGCGAAACCAGGAGAUGCCCUAGUCAGUCGCUGUGCCUCAGCCGAUUACUGUCUUACUUGAAAGUAUAACUAAGCUGAAUAUUAAUCAUGAUGUGAGUUUUUGCCUCUGUCCCGCCGGCAAGUUUAUCCCACUUCUGGUUUGAUCCACUAGUUAAAUCUUCACAAAUCAUACAUAACUAGUAGAUCUGUGUGCAAUACUAGGUAUUUCUGAAAGCUGAGCUUUUUUUUGGGGAGGGGGGGGGGGGUUAUUUAAAGACACUGUCACUUUAGCCGGGACGCUUCCUCCACGAUGUGUUCCUGAGGGUCUGCCUUAUCUACACCCUGUCUUCUAUAUGCAUCCUGUUCCUUUGCACGUUGAAACACGGACAGCGGCACCGUUGUCUCCUCUGGGGGA